Molecule: messenger RNA, 5657 nt
Organism: Xenopus tropicalis (tropical clawed frog)
Lineage: Eukaryota; Metazoa; Chordata; Amphibia; Anura; Pipidae
Gene: ncald
Product: neurocalcin delta
Molecular function (GO): calcium ion binding
Source: RefSeq, marked validated
GGACUAUUAAAUCGCCCGUCUGCUAAACUGCCCCGCUCCUCGCCUUGUCGCUGCGCUGUAUGAGAGCUGCCGCCGCAGUCGCAAGUCACGGCUCUUCCCCUGUCUCUUCUGCUUUCUUCCCGAGCAACUUUGUGUGUGCGGGGCAGCACUUUGCACCCAUGCAGCAGGGAUAAGAUCCGCCGCAACGUGUGUACUCGGUGUAGGAGCUGCCACACUGGGGCCGGUGCUGCGAUCAGCAGGAGGAAGUGGAGAGAAGUCUUUCGGUUUGAGUGAAUAUAUUGCAUCAGCAUGGGGAAGCAGAACAGCAAGUUGCGCCCUGAAGUCAUGCAGGACUUACUAGAAAGCACAGACUUUACCGAGCACGAGAUCCAGGAGUGGUACAAGGGUUUCUUGAGAGACUGUCCAAGCGGGCACCUAACCAUGGAGGAGUUUAAGAAAAUAUAUGGGAAUUUUUUUCCAUACGGGGACGCUUCUAAGUUUGCAGAACAUGUAUUCCGCACAUUUGAUGCGAACGGCGAUGGGACAAUUGAUUUUAGAGAAUUUAUUAUUGCUCUGAGCGUGACUUCAAGGGGGAAACUGGAGCAGAAGUUGAAGUGGGCAUUUAGUAUGUAUGACUUGGAUGGAAAUGGGUACAUCAGCAAAGCAGAAAUGCUGGAAAUCGUACAGGCAAUCUAUAAAAUGGUUUCUUCGGUAAUGAAAAUGCCAGAGGAUGAGUCAACACCAGAGAAAAGGACAGAGAAAAUAUUUCGGCAAAUGGAUACCAACCGAGAUGGCAAACUCUCCUUGGAAGAAUUCAUCAGAGGGGCAAAAAGUGACCCGUCCAUCGUGCGCCUCCUUCAGUGCGAUCCGAGCAGUGCUGGACAGUUCUGAGACUGUUUGCAUUAUAAUUAGCGUUCGCUCAUUUUAUUUUAUUUUGCCAAAAUUACAUUUGUUGUUGUGUAGCCACUUUUGUGGCCAAAAGUACCUUCCUUUUGUGAUAUCAGUUUGUUUGUUUUUUUCUGGAUUACUAAGAAUGGUGAAUUCUGUUAAUCUUGUGCAGGGCACUGGCUGUACAAUAACAACCUCAUUUCCCCCAGAUAUUUAGUGUUAUUCUUGUUGUGCUCCAGUGUUACACUAACCUGUAGUACCUUGUAGUACUGCAGAGUCUGGCCAAGGUGUUCCUGCAGCAGUUGUACAGCCUAUUUCCUUGGCUCUCCUGCAGUAGCUCAGGGUCCAUGGGGGCAAUUCAGAAAUACUGACAUAAUGACUGUACUAUAGUACUGCUGCAAGAUAGGGUGCUACAUAGCAACAUUAGUUAUAAGGUAAUACAGAGCUUUUAAUUCUUCUACAUUUCUUGGAGUAACCUCCCCCCAGGUCAGGUAAUAUGAAUACAACCCAUUUAAUACUGCAUUUAUUUCACUAAACAAAUUCAGCCUCUAGGUUCUUUCUGUUGUGUGUUUUUCCUUCCCUAUCCAUCAGCACUGAAAAUGAAAACCUAAAAAUGAAUAUGGCUAGACAUGCUGUAUUUAUAUACAUACAGGUAUAGGAUCUAGGGAUUUUGGAACCUGUGGUUUUUAAGCUAAGGGAUCUUUUCAUAAUUUAGAUCACCAAGUCUGCUAAAAAUCAUUCAAAUAUUAAAUAAACCCAAUACAACUCUUUUGCCACCAAUAUGGAUUUAUACUGCUUAGUUGACUUCAAGUACAAAGGACUGAUGGGGGCAGAGCAAAAGGAUUUUUUUUUAAAAAUAAGAACUAUUUGCAUAAAAUGGAUUCUGUGGGCGAUGGCGUUCCCGUAAUUCAUAGCUUUCUGGGUUACAGGUUUUUAGAUAAGACAUCCCAUAUCUGUACUGAGCCUAAUGUACCAGUUCAGAAGCUCAGGAGCCCUAUAACAGUAAUGAACCAGGCCUUUAAAGUUUUCCACAGCUGCUCCUAACCUUGGAUCUUGUUAGACCAUCUGUUGUGUCAGUGGCACUGCACAUGCUCAGUGCACAAGUUUUGUAAAAGUAUUAUUUUGGAUACGCUGUAUAGUGAGUGGGUCCCUAAGCUCAGGUAAGUGCCAGCAGCACAGAGAAUGUGCAGGGAAUCAGCAGAAAAGAAGAUGGGGGGCUACUGGGGCAUCUUUGGGGGCACAGAGAGCUGUGGUGGCCUUGGACCGGUGUAGAAGCCCAAAACAUAAUGUGUAGCAUUUCUAACCUUGCUCUGUGUUGAGCUUUAGUUUUUCUUUAACAAAUCAUCUUAGUUCCACUAUAGAUCCAAGAACUUAGGGGUUGAUAUAUGAACAUUCUUUUCAAAUUUUUUUUGCACAAACACUCACAAAUUCAAAUUCUGUUUUUAAAAAAACUCCAAUGUUUGGUUUUUAUUAUGCACAUUAUUAUACUCGCAAGUUCAUGUAGAAGUCCAUUGGAGUUGUCCUAAAGCAAAAUCCAAGCCAUUUUUCAAUUUAAGAUUUUCUAUAUUUUUGGGGGGGUUGAGCUAUAAACUUCAAAAUUCAGAGUAUUCAAGUUUUUCUUCAAUGAUUUUAUUCAAUCAGGUUUUUUUUAUAUUUGGAUUUAAUCGACAUUCAAAAACUUACAAAUUUAAAUUUUGAUAAAUAGGCCCAUUAAAGGUUUUAGUUAGGAACCCAAGAAUUGAAUGUAACAAAAAAUAUUGAAAGGCCUCUCUCUUUUCUUGGUUGGCACAUUUAGGCUAUAAUGAAGUUAUCAUUUCUUUAUAUUGUUGUGGAAAUGUAACACAAAUACACUUGUUAGCAUUCUAACUACCUGGGUAGAAUAUUUCUGACGUUUCCACCUCAUUUUGCCUGAGUUCUUCAGCUUUCCAUAGAUAACAAUGGGCCCACGUCUAUUUUAUAGAUCCUGUGUAAAUGGAUAAGACGCCAUGUUAUGCCUGGGGGUGGCUUUCAUUUUCCUUCAGACACAAAACGAAAAAAAUUGAGACAUAACUUGUAUAGUGAAUUACUUUGAGUCAUAUUUGCCCUUGUAUAUACUUUGUAUACCUUCUAUUGCUGGGUGCUUGUGUUUUCCCUGCCAGGAUGAAAGCAGGAUUGAAAGACAACUAUAACAAACAUUCUGUACAUGACCACUGGGGGUGCUGUUUGGUAACAGUCUAUGGAGAAAACCUCUAGUAAAGUAAUCAAUAUGGCAGCUCUCAUUCCUUCGUGUAAAUGCAUGGAAGAACUAUUUUGUGUGUGCAAGCUUUUACAAAUACCCACAAUCAUUUUUCCUUCAUACGUUUUUGUAAUAAACCAUCAGGUAAAUUAAAUCUACUGAGUUUUUAAUUUUCCCUGGCCCCCCAGCAUUGAAGGGGCCCCUCAAGGGAAAACAUAGCUUAAAGCUGCGAUAGCAUAUCAUAUUGUGUAACGAGCAUUCUGCUAUUUUCACUAUAUAUUUACUUAUAUACAACAGUGAUGUCCAACCUGCAACUCUCCAGCUAUUGUUGCACUGCAACUCUCUGCAUCCCCCCCUUAGAGAAGGGCCCUAGGCUUCCUGCAUUGCCAGGGGCCCCGCCUCUCCAUAUUUAAACCUUUGGAUGCUCUUUGCAUCUUUUGGGAGGUUUUCUAUUUUAGUUUUGCUUUAAAAUAUUCCAGCAGAAUCCCCCAAAUAUUGUAGAAGUGCGGUAACAGUCCCUGAAAGUGAGUGACGUGGGUCCAUGCAGUUUGUCAUGCACAGAAUUCAGGCCAAUGGAACUAGAGAUUUUGAAUAUGUGGAGGGGAGACCUCAUCAAAUUGAAGUUUACCUUUAAAUUAAUAUUUAAUAUGUUAUAGAUGGACCUGCUGACAUUGGAUUUAUAUUUUGUUUAAUAAGCCUUCCUGCUCUGGCUUUUUCCAAGUUGAAAAUGUCAUGUGAUCAUCGGGGUUAGUGAUAUCGGCAGCCAUAUGAGCAAUGGCACAUUCCAUGAUUCUGGGCACAUUGUCGCCCAAGCACUUAAUAACUACCUAUUGCCUGGAAUCACUCCCUAUUGAUUUUAGUGCAAUCUUUGGGCCCAUGAGUGUACUUGCCUUUCAGGCAGGUGUUGCUCAAAACUGAUCCUCUGAUUUUCAAGUGAAUUGAAAUUGGCAUUGAAAUCAAGGACGAGUGAUUCCAGGCCCCCCCCAGAUCUUGUAGAUGCCCAGAUUCAUGUUGUUUGCUGUUAUAAUAAAGCUGGCCGUACAUUAAAAGAUCUGCUCUUUUGGCAAGGCCCCCAUACGAGCAGAACUUGCCCACCACAACCAAUGGGGGAUACAAGCCUUUAGGGCAAGGACCACAUUACCAAGCCAAUGCAGUCCUUAAUCUGAUGGGAAAAUCCAAUCUGAUGAUCAACAUCUGGAUUAUUUGGCCUCCCAUCGAUAAAGAACAAAUAUGGCACCAUAAACUGUUUUUUAAAAAAUGUCUGAAGAUCCCUUUCCAUCUGUGUCAGUGUGAAUCACAACCAUAAAACAAUCACAUAACCGCUGGAAAUUGCCUUCUGCUGCUUUUCCCAGUGGAUACGCUGUUCCAUUGUUUUACUGGUGGCCAAUAGGAAAAUAUUUUUGGCCAUUUUGCCACCAUGCUGGAGGAGAUUAAGCGCAGGCUACAAAACAUAACAUGCACUUGUGUUGAACUAGAACUUGUGGAAGUGCAGGGUGCCCAUUUCUGGGCUAAUAUAAUAUAUUACCUGUGUAUUACAGAUGGAGCACACUAUAUCGAGACAUUUGGCUCAGAUGGCCCAUUAUGUGAUUCCGUUAAAAUAGAUGAUCACACUUUUUUUUUUUUUUAUUUUAGCACAUAAUGCUUUGAUAUGUAAGCCACAUGAGCCAUUUGAUCCUUGCCCUUCCAGGAAGGAAGGUUUUUUUUCACAUAGGCUGUCCAAUUAGGUUCAGCCUUUCAAGAAAUUGUACCAGGUCUCCUCUGUCUUUGUGUGAUAUCAUCACUCCAUCCUAAUUUUAUUAUAAUCCGGCCCCCGUGUAAGUGGUAUCAUGGACGCUCAACCCACUACAAAGAAAGUAACUGGACAGCAGUGAUGAACACCAUUGUCUGAACUUCUCACUUCAUUUUUAUGGGAUUCAGCGGCCAAAUUAAUUCAAAAUUUUAAACAAUCUCUAUAUCCGUUACCUGCUGUGUGUAACCUGAUCCAUUUCAAAAUUACUGAUUUUUGUUAGGGACAUGCUCCCAUGGUAGUAAAACAGUAAAAAAAAAAGACUUAUUGUGUAACAGUUGGUUUCCUAUGAGGAACGCCCAACCUUUGGCCCUCCAGCUGUUGUUGUAGUACAACUCUCAGAAUUCCACCAACAGCCAAACGGGCACUUGUUCUCUAAUUCCCUGCUUGCAACACUGUCUUCCUACAAUGAUUCAGUUCUUGGGAUCCAUUCUGUCAGAGAAUGGCGAAAACCCCGCAUCCUCAUUGUGUCUCCUCCUGUUGAUAAGGACGUCAACCCUUGCAUGAAAUAUUUUCCAUUUGCCCAUGAGUUGGAUUUUGUGUUUAUAUAAAAUAUUUAUUACCAAGGUUCACAUUGAUCGUAGCCUUUGUGACAAUAAAUGCAACCAAAUAUCACAGACCGCGUCGGAUGGGUAAAUUCUGGGCCGAGCCACCAAAGUGACUUGUAUCAGCGUUUGCACAUCGUCUUCCUCUCAUGUAUUCACACACUCUGAAUAUGUUGUUUGGGGUUUUUUCCGGGUUGUUAUCAAGGGCAAUGUACAAUUACAAAAUAAAUGUCUGUUUUACAAA